Castor canadensis (American beaver) is the source of this 3751-nucleotide messenger RNA. Lineage: Eukaryota; Metazoa; Chordata; Mammalia; Rodentia; Castoridae. The record is from RefSeq and is a predicted model, not a curated record.
UAAUGCACUGUCUUCUCUCCUUCUUCCUCUGGUGUUCAGAUGUGGAAUACUCGGAUGACCACUGCCAUUUGAUUUUACCAGAUUCGGAAGCAUUCCAAGAUGUGCAAGGAAAGAGACAUCGAGGGAAACACAAGUUCAAAGUAAAAGAAAUGUAUCUGACAAAGCUGCUGUCGACCAAGGUGGCAAUUCACUCUGUGCUUGAAAAACUUUUCAGAAGUAUUUGGAGUUUACCCAACAGCAGAGCCCCAUUUGCUAUAAAAUACUUCUUUGAUUUCUUGGAUGCCCAGGCUGAAAACAAAAAAAUCACAGAUCCUGAUGUCGUACAUAUUUGGAAAACAAACAGCCUUCCUCUUCGCUUCUGGGUAAACAUCCUGAAGAACCCCCAGUUUGUCUUUGACAUUAAGAAGACUCCACACAUAGAUGGCUGUUUGUCAGUGAUUGCUCAGGCAUUCAUGGAUGCCUUUUCUCUCACAGAGCAGCAACUUGGGAAGGAAGCACCAACUAAUAAACUUCUCUAUGCCAAGGAUAUACCAACCUACAAAGAGGAAGUAAAAUCUUAUUACAAAGCAAUCAGGGAUUUGCCUCCAUUGUCAUCUUUAGAAAUGGAAGAAUUCUUAACUCAGGAAUCUAAGAAACACGAAAAUGAAUUUAAUGAAGAAGUGGCCUUGACAGAAAUCUACAAAUACAUCGUAAAAUAUUUCGAUGAGAUUCUAAAUAAACUAGAAAGAGAACGAGGGCUGGAAGAAGCUCAGAAACAACUCUUGCAUGUAAAAGUCUUAUUUGAUGAAAAGAAGAAAUGCAAGUGGAUGUAAGCACUCUGGGGCCUGGCUUAAUCUGGCAAAGUUCUUCAGACGACUUGGGAGCAAAAUGGCUGCUUGAGCUACUCUGUGUCGUUAAUUUUUAAGUUUGCACAUGGGUUUCACUUUGAGCACUGUCUUUUAAGAGACCAGGGCACAUGCACAGCUUUUUAAAAAGCGUAUCAACCACUGUGCCUGUGUGUAUACCAUGGGAACCCUUCUGUAAAUAGAGUUGAAGUGGUUGUUGCAAACAGCCUCCUUGUUUACAGAGAAUACAGGGCCAGUAAGCAAGUGUCAGUAUUGUUACUAGUCUCCACUUAAGCACAAUGAUAUCUAAGUGGUUUUGUUGGAAAACUACAGCAAAAGCACUUGUGACUACACUGCACCUCUGCAGAAAAGGAAUAUUGCCAAUGCUCAAAACAAAAUGUGAAAUGAGUCAUUCGGAAACAAGGUGGGGGCGUUAGGGCAACCUCGAGGAUCUGCAGCAAUGAAACUUUCCCCAGUAGUUCUUGGAAAAGCUGACCGCAGAAUUUGGUAGUGUGUACACUUAGCAUUUGUGAGUGUGUGUGUUUAAACCAAAAACUAACAGUGUUGCAACAUUGUUGAAAGGGCUCGUGUUUUUCAGUGGUCUCCAACUGCACUCAUCAAACUCACCUCCAUUUCAUCAAGGAGCUCUAAAGCAAGGAGAGUGAGUGAGCUUUACUGAAAUGCAACAGCGUUUUACCCACUUUGUCCUAAUGUGUGUUCCCUUUAUUUAUCUUUUCAUUCUAAAUGUAUUUGGUAGUGGACGCAUUGGGUAUUGUAAAAAGAAAAAAAAAAAAUCAUUGUUUUCUUUCUGUUUAAAAAUCCUUGAUCAGAACUAUCUGUGAAGUGUAAGUCACUCCUGUAAUUCUACAUUUCUAUACUAGUGUCUCCUUGCUUUAGAUUUCUGGUGAACCCUGUGGUUAUAAAUACUUGUGUGUGAUUUUAAAAAAAAGUACAUUUUACAUUUCAUCAAAUUGUUGUUCACACUGGAGUAUUAUAUAUAAAUAUAUAUAUUUGAGGCCCAAGGCCUAAAAAAUAUUAGUAUACAACUUGGUAUCUUAGUCUUAUUAUGUACUUUUUGAAAGUAUUCCUUACAGGAGAAUUUAAAAUACCCAUUUUAUUCAUACCUUUCUUUUUAAAGAAGACCCUAUCGUUAUACUGUAGUCUUUUUAUUGCUGAUUUUUUAUUCCUGAAUUUUUGCUGCUCAUGACCACUUUUAAUACCACUGUGUUUUCCUUCUAUUAAACCAGAAGUGAUUGGCGACUCUAAGCCUUCCUUUUGUGAGGCACCUUUUAUCCUUGGUGCUUCAAAUCCCCAAUCAAGGAAGGAAAUUUUUCAAAUAAAACACUGAUCACAGAUUCCUUAAAACCAUUUACCAUUUCCCAAAACUAUUAAAGAAUUAAAUGAUAAUGAAAAUAUAACAUUAAAAAAAACCCCAUUUACCAACACUGUAUGGAACAUCAGGAUUGAAAUGUGAAUUUGUCUUAGGAAAAUACAAUUCUUUUUUGCUCCUUAAUAUCUGGUAAAGUGUGAGAGAGGUGACAUCUUAACGGUUCAGAGUAAUAAACAGUUACUGCCCUGGUAGGCACCUUCCCAAUUCUGUUGCUUUUGACCAUUGUCUGUUCAAUGGACACAUCUCAAAAAUACUACCAAAUAGGUUACUUUUAAGUGUAGAGGUGAGAGAUCUGGUCCCCAUCUAAAGCUGCUACAGUCUUCAAAGAAGUGAAGGCAUUCAUUAAAGAAGAGUUGUAGGACAGUUGAGAGCCAAGGGUAGGAGAGUUGCCCAAAAGACUUCCCCUUCUUGUGGGGUACAUAAAACUCAAAGGAUCAGUUACAGCUUUAUCUAAGUAUUUACUCAAUGCUACAUGAGGGUGUCCCUGUCCAGCUCUCUGACACGAGUCCUGUGUGGAGAGUUACCUCCUCUUCCAGGGACUGUGCUGUUAGGAACUUUGGGCAAGUCACUUACCUCUUUGUGCCUCAAUUUCUGUAUAUUUCUAACCUACCUCACUGAGGUGGUAUGAAUAUUCACUAAUGUAUGUAGCGUGUUUGUCAAUCCUCCAGUGAGAAGCACUGUCUAGAUCACAUUUUGGAUCACAUUAGCCAAAAGCAGUAAAUGGCCAAAUUAGAUGUGUGCUGAAGACAAUCAGUCACUGGGUCUACAUUAAACAGCAACUAGAGAAACAAAUGGCAAACAGUAUCUAUUUUCAAGUUUCUUCGCAUAUUUUUUGGUGCAAACAAUUCAUUUAUAAACUUUUUUUCUAACACUAGUGUCUACAGCAGCAUUUAAAAACAUAGUUCUGUUACCUUUUCUGUAUUAGGAUUUGAAGUCUAUUUCUUAUUGUAUACCUGAUUGAAGCUGUUCUUGGAGAUGAAUGUUUUAAAUGUCUAUAUCCAAAAAUAAACAUUUUGAUGUACCUGUGGACUGUUUUUGUCUUUUCUUCCCCCCUCCUCCAUUAUGUAGUUAUAAUAGGCUUUUUAUUCUAAGUGGCUCUGGAAAUUAAUUUUCAGAAACAAGGUAUCACUGUACACUCUUUGAGACUAAGCAACUCCAUUAAGUAAACCCAGUUUCUUGCUGCUAAGGGCUGCUCAAUUAUAUUUUUGUUGUCAUUAUCAACUUGGGCUUUUGACUGUGAAGACUUCUGGAUAACGAACAAUCCACCUAGCUUCGUUUUGUUGACAUGAGGUUAUUCCAGCAGAAUUCCUCUAAAAGUUGCUACAUUAAGAAGCUUCCAAAGGGUGCACAGUGCAAAAGCAAACAAUGGCAUUCUUAGGGACACACAUAAAUGAAGCAAGUAUUUGGUUAGAUGCCAAUAGUGAGAAACAAGGUUAAAUAUCAACAAUACUUCUAGAGGGAACCCACUGGGUUCUUUUUAAAAAAAACAGCCACAGGAUUAAAUUUUUUACAAAUUCCAACUUAAAGCCAAAAUUAG